AGAAAGAGGGGGGGGGGGGGUUUCGAACAGCGCUCCUUCAUCGUGAGGAUCCAGUCUGUCAAAAAAAAAAAAAAAAAAAAAAACAAAGUUGAGGAGACGCUACUCGUCUGUGCGUACGCAAGGCUACGAUGAGAUCCACAGCUAUUUCCUUCACUCUUUUAUUUUGCUCAAACUUGAUCGAGCGAUAAAUACAAGGAGUUUUUGCUACUUUUUGUUUUCCUUUUUUCUGUUUUUGGGACUAAGUUAAUAUUUAGAGAGACAAUUCAGUCUGCCUCCAGCGCUUUAUUCACUUAUCUUCUAUUUUCCAACACUGAAUUCAUGUCGUCGAGUCCUCACCGCCCUGCCCACAAAUAAAGAAAACAUCAAAAUGAGAGCUCAAAUCGAGGUCAUCCCCUGCAAGAUCUGUGGGGACAAGUCCUCAGGAAUCCACUAUGGAGUCAUUACCUGUGAGGGCUGCAAGGGUUUCUUCCGUCGCAGCCAGCAGAACAAUGCCAUGUACUCUUGUUCCCGCCAGAGGAACUGCCUAAUUGACCGAACAAACCGUAAUCGUUGCCAGCACUGCCGCCUGCAGAAGUGUCUGGCUCUGGGCAUGAGCCGAGAUGCUGUGAAAUUUGGCCGCAUGUCAAAGAAGCAGCGAGACAGCCUCUACGCCGAGGUCCAAAAACAUCAGAAGUCUCAAGAGAGUGUGGGCUCCAGCAGCCCUACCGCCCUAUCUCUUCCCAGGGAGGAUGGUGGAUGCGGCAGUGGGGCUGACGACGGAGAGGAGGGCCUGAGCCAGUCCUACAGCAGUGGGGGGUCCACCUCAACCCUCAGUGAUUUAGAUGACAUCACUGAGCUGCCCGACCUGUUCGACCUGCCAUUGACGCCCGAGGAGGCCAGCGAGUACUGCAGCCUGGAGUUGCUGGGAGGAGGAGGAGCCAGUACCGGGAACACAUCUAACUCUUCGUCCUCAUCUUCUGCUUCCUCGUCCAAUCAGAACUCCCCACAGCAGACCAUAAUGGACACAGCAGACAGCUAUGGGACCCAACUCCUGCUCACACACUCGCUUCUGGGACGGAGACGUUCACUUUUGGACCAUCUGCCUGAUGACUGCUCAAUAACAGACCUUGAGCACAUCACUCAGAGUAUUGUAAAGUCUCACUUGGAAACAUGUCAAUACAGCGCAGAGGAUAUGAAAAGAUUCAGCUGGGGACAUUAUACCCCCGAAGAAACCCGAGUUUUCCAAAACAAGUCGGCCGAGUGGAUGUGGCAGCAGUGUGCACACCACAUCACCAAUGCCAUCCAGUACGUGGUGGAGUUUGCCAAGCGUAUUUCGGGUUUUAUGGACCUGUGCCAGAAUGAUCAGAUUAUAUUACUGAAAGCAGGCUGUCUGGAGGUCCUACUCAUACGCAUGUGCCGUGCAUUUAACAGCAAUAACAACAACAUCUUCUUCAAUGGAAAAUUUGCCCCAGCUCAGCUCUUCAAAGCACUCGGGUGUGAUGAUCUGGUGAGCGCUGUGUUUGAGCUGGGAAAGGGGCUCUGUCGUCUGCAGCUCUCAGAUGAGGAGAUGGCCCUGUUUAGCGCUGCUGUUCUUCUAUCCCCUGAUCGACACUGGCUGACAGAAGGUCAGAAGGUUCAGAAACUCCAAGAGAAAGUCUACCUGGCUCUGCAGCACAGUCUACAGAAGAGUGGUGCUUCUGAUGAGAAAUUGGACAAGAUGUUGUCAAAGCUGCCCAUAAUGAAGUCCAUCUGUAACCUCCAUGUUGACAAACUGGAGUUUUUCCGUUUGGUCCACCCAGAGACUGCCUACAGUUUUCCACCCCUGUACCGGGAAGUCUUUGGCAGCGAGUUGCCUCUGCCAGACUCCACCGACAGCUAGAGAGAGAGAUAAAAAAAGAGAGAUGAGGAGAGUGCAUUAGAAAGUAGAGGAGGCAAACGUGAGACAGAGAACGAUAGAAAACCAGCAUUUAAAGAGACAAUCCAGGACUAUAAAUACUCAGUCUCCCAAAGUAGUCCUCCACUAUCCCAGCAGGCAAAGCACCUUACACUACAUAACACACAUACUCCUGCUCUACUGCAAAUUGUAGCAUUGUAAACCAGUGUACGGGCAUCUUAUUAAAAUCACGGCAGCCCACAUGUAACAGCUCCAAGCUCUAAAAGAUAUUUAAGCAUUGAUCCAAUGUGGAUUGAUGAAGUAGUUAUGAAUGUACCUCUUCUAUUAGCACCAGUGCACAAAUAAGAACCAAACAAUGAUGAAUGUACAAUCCUGCCACUCUAAACAAAGUGUCUCACAUAGAACUGGCAUGGCGGUGAUCAAUAUUAUCUCAGAUGUUAGACAGAAGUUCUUUAUUUUAUGCAUUUCAGAGGGACGCACAUGCAUUUUAAUGCAUCCUUUCACUGAUCUGCACUUAGGGACCAAGAUCACAGUUCAGAGUUUCCUCUGAUAUGCAUAGAAACACAUAGAAAUUGACUCACUGUCUAGAGUGAAGUCAGCAAUCAGUUUCAUUCACAGUAAAUAGUGUUAGGUGCUGCCUUUUCAUAGGCUUUUGUAAUGCAAUGAAAAACCUCAUUCCCAUACACCCCCUUCCUUGUAAAUGCCACUUAGAGACACAAAAAGAUGAAAUUAUCUUUAAUUUAUAUACACAUUUAUAAAAAAAUAUUUUAAAUAAGAAUGUAAAUAAAUAUCUAUAUGAAAAUAUGGAAAUAGUAAGUGAGUGUGGGGGGAGAAAAAGGAGUAAAGUGGACAUAGAGGCACAACUGAUGUUUGGACUCAGAUCUUUUUUUAUAUAUAUAUUAUUUUUUCUGGAUGAUUUUUCCUCUCUUGGCAGUAAUCUCAGGUUUCCACUGCAACAAACGCCUCUUGGCCCAACAGCAAAGGGACGGCCAUCGUGCAAGCGAGGGGUUGGACACUUGUUGCUGAUUUACCCUAGCAGGGGGAGGCAGCAAACUCGCACAAAGCAAAGAAAGAAGAAGGAAUCAAAUGCCUUGCAUUUUGAACUGCUGGCUUUCACUCUGCACUGUUGCUGCCCACCCCUGCCGAAAGAGACAAGAGGACAAACGCGUGAACUAAGCAAAAGAGAGACCAAGCCAAAAGAUGACUUAACGGACUACAUAAUGACAGAGGAAACACUGCCGGAUGUUUUUGACAGGCAGUCAGUACAGCAGGAGUACACUGAUGUGUUUUUCUGAAAUUGUCAGUUAGCUCAAGGCUGGGAUUGCGAUGGUCCAUAUGCAUCAUAAAACCUCUCUGUUGGUUGAUGCAACUGUAUUAUUUUGUACAUUUGGAGUUUCUCUCCUUUAGUCCUACACCCAACAUCUUUCCAAAUAUCAAGCACUUAUACUUUCUUCUUUCUCACUUGACACUAGUCCAAGGCCAGACAGAGCUACCAGCUGCCCCCUGAGUUUUGCUUCAAUGCCAGUAAGACUUCAGUCAGUCUUUUUUUUUCCUCAUUAUUUUUAUUCCAUGUCUGCCCCACAAAAUCAGCCAUAACUGUUUACAUUUCAUUCAUGUACAUAACACACUGUUCCGAAGGUGAUGAUAAUGUCUUACUUGGGGUGCUGUGCAGUUCUUGAGCAGAAUGUGAGGACCCACUGCUUGCUGCUCAGGGAGAUAGCUGUAAUCUCUUGUCCCUUUAUUGCAAGUGUCAUCUUUUUUAGCCUUGUUCUCCUCACACCUUUGUACCUAGGACCCAUUACCAUAAUCACUGUGGACGUAUGCUCUAUUUUUGUGAAUGUUAACCACAAAGUGUCAAAGCCUGUCUUUGUUUGUCCUGAUGUUGUAACAUUGAAGGUUAGAAUCAUAGAAUUUAAAAACAAAACAAGCAAAAAAACAGUUGGUGUUCAAAAGCAAUUUUGUCAUUUGGGGUUCAUGUUUCUUUUGACGUCAUUUUCAGUUAUCCGUCAGUCUUUUAUCCACAUUGUCUUCAUGUGUCGCCACCUUUCGUCUUGUAAAGUCAGUGAUAAUUUUUUUUAAAUUAAAGACAUUUAGGAAAAGUGCAAACGAAAAAAAUAGUUUGACUACCUUUUUUGUUUCCCUGUAUGACAAAAUGUACAACAGGGUUAUUACUAGUUGAAUAACAGUCACACAGCUCAAUAUAUAUUGUUGUCCAAUCGGAUACAUAAUAUGUGGUUUUGAGAAUGUAAUAAAUGGUUUCUUUUCCUUUGGA
This is a messenger RNA of Girardinichthys multiradiatus, 4145 nucleotides long. RefSeq names its product nuclear receptor ROR-beta-like. Gene Ontology annotation, cellular component: nucleus. The record is from RefSeq and is a predicted model, not a curated record. Gene Ontology annotation, molecular function: nuclear receptor activity; zinc ion binding; RNA polymerase II cis-regulatory region sequence-specific DNA binding. Gene Ontology annotation, biological process: regulation of transcription by RNA polymerase II. The transcript is spliced from 10 exons. The coding region runs from base 368 to 1858 and encodes 496 amino acids. Lineage: Eukaryota; Metazoa; Chordata; Actinopteri; Cyprinodontiformes; Goodeidae.